AUGUCCCGGAACGGCCGGGUGACCCCGCAUGAUCCCUGCGCUCUCCCUUCAGGGGACCUGACGGACCUGUGCGGACAGACGUGGCAAGGGGACGCGCUGCAGCUGCGCUCUCACUCCGCUUCGCGAAAGUUCUACUUCGUGACUCCGGACACUGAUUGCGUGCUGUGGCUGCGUGCCGCGGCCCCUGAAGAUAGGAUGCGCUUCCAGUUUCGCUUCUUCCUGGUCUACAGCCUGUCCUCGGCCACCCGGAUCACAGCAACCACCCUGGCCCCCAAUGCGUCCUCACCCGACCCGUGCGCACCCGGCUCCUACCUGCAGUUCUACGACGGCCCGCAGGGGGCGCCCCGGGCUCUGGGACCCCCGACCUGCGGCCUGACCAUCCCAGCCCCUCUCACGUCCUCUGGACCCUGGCUUGGCCUGCGCUUGGUCACCAGGGGCCGCCAGCCCCGUGUGGACUUCUUGGGCGAGGUGACCUCUUUCCGCUUGGGUGGGUUGGGACUGAUGGCCAGGGUAAGGCGAGGAGAACAGAGCAGGAGAGGAGAUGCUCAGAUGACAGGAAGGGAGGAAUGGGGUCCCAGCUGGGAAAGAUUGGGUGACAUGGAAAGGCUUGGGGAACCAGUGAGGGAUGAACCAAGAUCUACAAGUCCUGCCUCCUUCCAGCCUUGACACUCACUCUCUAGGCACACUUCAGAGCGCGUUCACACAGGACACCAGUUGACACCCAAACCACACCCAUAUCGCACUUACAAUUGAACCCAGACUCACACACACACACACACACACACACACACACACACACCUCACACACUCACCUUUUUUUUUUUUUUUUUU
This is a messenger RNA of Peromyscus maniculatus bairdii (prairie deer mouse), 831 nucleotides long. The record is from RefSeq and is a predicted model, not a curated record. NCBI's taxonomy places the organism in Eukaryota, Metazoa, Chordata, Mammalia, Rodentia, Cricetidae.